This is a messenger RNA of Serpula lacrymans var. lacrymans S7.9, 1178 nucleotides long. RefSeq lists its product as uncharacterized. Bases 34 to 825 code for a protein of 263 amino acids. The transcript is spliced from 2 exons. Lineage: Eukaryota; Fungi; Basidiomycota; Agaricomycetes; Boletales; Serpulaceae. The record is from RefSeq and is a predicted model, not a curated record.
CUUGAAUAGUGUUGACUGCUCGAUUCUAGUCCAAUGUCCGUCCGCUCUUUUACCGUUUUCCAGGACACACCUACCGAGAUAGAGGUCACGAAAAAUGAAUCUCCAUGCGACAACGAUAAUAACUCACCAGCCAUUUCCGCGGCGGCGGCAGCAGCCUCUGUACUUUCUACGUUAGCAGCAAUUGAGAAAGAAAAUCUGCAUCCAGUCACUGGGGAGCGCGCAGGGCCAGGCCCGACUUGCAAAAAGCGUAAAACGGGAGUCCUUGUAGCGAAAGUCGAUGUCUUUUCGUCAACGUCGAAAAAGCAGAAGGAAGCGAAACCUGAGACGAAAAAGCGGAAAUCGUCGAUUAGUUCUUCGAAGGGAAAGAGUGGCGGGAAGAAGGAUGGUACUGGCAAACCCAUGUCUCGCUCUACGCGACGGGUGUCGCCUCUGCCUAAGGUUGAAGAAGAGAUAGAGGCGCAGAAAGAACAGGAACGCAUCUCUCAAGCCAACGUCGAGUCUAAAUGUUACGAGCUGACCGUCUUGCCACUAGCAGACGUGUCGCAGGCAUAUGAAACCAGUCCGCUGCUAGAGCCCAAGCAACAGAAAAGCGUAAUAGAAAAGGAGAGUUCUGUCGAACCUGAAUUCGAUGAUUGCUUCUCUUCUCCACAUCUGCAAACGUCGCUCCCUUCCGAUCGUCGUACGACGGUCGCAUGUGGCUUGAACAGCUCGUCUUUCUCUACUCCGGAGCGUAAACGCAUUUAUGCGGCCUUCACCUUCUCGUCCCCAUCACCCGCUUCAGAACGAUUCAACAAAACUCAUUCGCCUGUCAAAUGUGCUGCAUAAUCACAGAAUGAUAUAGACAUACCUCGUGUCACCUGAUUACCUCCACCGUUCGCAUGCUGGCAACCCCAACACAUCCUGCGCAUUCCUUUCAUGCAUUGUCGCCACCUCAUCUACAUUCAGCUGGUCCCCUGCAUAUCACCUUUUCUUGUUUAUAGUAUAAAUAUCUAUUCCGUCUCUCAUCUUACCCUGCGCUUGCAUAUGGUUCCAUAUUCUCGCUUGUCAUGACUUGGGUUUACUCGCUUUGAUCUGUUUGUCGUUUUGUGAUCUUAGCACUCGACUGCGUACUGUUGGACUUUCCAAGCAUAUGUGUAUCACUACUCACCACGCAUUAAUCCAAAUACUGCCGUUUAUAU